AGAGAAGUACUGCGGUCCGCCAAACACCUUUUUCCAGAAGAUUUUCCUAUCCUGUGUAAAAACGUCCCCUCCAGCCCAGAGUUGUCAUGCAGAUUUGCCAUGACAGGAGCAUUUGUGAUGCGCAACCCCAUGACAGGCGUUUUCAAUAGUGUUUGGGAAUUUGUAAUGCUGUAAACAGGAAGAUAAGCAGAUCGAUUUGUAAUGCGGCUUUCCUUGCUAUCUUUCACUACCUUAACCUUACGGACUGCAACUUGUCAUGCGUCACCUCCAAAACUCCUAGGUUUCUGUUGCAAAAUCCCCAUCUUGACUCUGGGGUAGGGACGUUUUUACUUCGGAUAUUUCCGCGAGGUGAUCCAUCCGGCCAAGGGGGAAGGCGCGCUGUCUUGCCCACCCGACGUACGAACUGCAAAAGCAUCGCACUUCUAGUAGUAAUUGCCUAAUACAAAUUACCUCAGCAUGACAAAUGGAAUUUGUGAUGCUGUUUUAGCUUGGGAUGGUGGAGAUUUGUAAUGCAUAACUGCAACUACUACGAGUGCGAUACUUUUGCACAGGAUACGCCGAGUUAGAGAGCAACACCGCGCCCCUUGGGCCUGGCACCGGAUCGACUUACCACCUGUAUCGUAAUUGGACAGCCUGUAUGAAGUGCAAAACAAGCAUCGUACCUGUAUAAAUUGCAAUACAAAUUGGCUCAGCAUUACAAAUUGAAUUUGUAACGCGGAUUUGCCUUGAAACAAAGAUUUGUAAAUGCAUAAAAGCAAUUAAUAGUACGAGUGCGAUACAACUUUUGCACAGGACAGCCUGCGCUGCCGUGCCGGAGUGCCCGGUGGACUGUAUCAAAUGUCAAAAUGUCUGGGUCCUCUGGAAGAUUGCCAGGUUUGUCAUGCACGUGGUGCAUGACGUGUGAGGUCUGUGAUGCGUGCCCUAGCAUCACAGAUUUUGUGAGAUCUUUACCAUGCCUUUUCCGCAUGAGAAAAUGCCUCUCGGCCUUCUCAAAAGUGAACAGCUUUAUUGGUAAUCAUGCUGCGUGAUUCCCUGGGUCUUACAGUUGCAUGAUGCAACACAGAUUUUUGUAUGAUUCAGAUUUAGCAUGACAAGUUGUACUCUUCCAGACCCAGACACUUUUGCAAUGCAUAGACUGUAAGACUUCGGCGUGGAGGACGGAUGAAACUGCGGACGACUGCUUUUAUGGAUUGUAAAAAUGUCUGGGUCUGGAAACUUGUGAUGCAUGUCAGUGAACGGAAAGCGCCUUGUAAUGCACCGCCAAGCAUGACAGAUUUUCUCGUGGCUCUCUGUUGCGUAUUCCGCAUGAGAAACAUCGUUUUUGCAUGACAGACAAGAGGAGGUCUUCGUGGCCACGCAAUACAGAGUUCAGAGUCAUGCCAAACUAGCAUGAGAAAUCUCGAAAUCUUCCAGACCCAGACAUUUUUGCAAUCCAUAGUUUUAACAACAAAACCAAUUUGCCCGACAACUCUCUCGUGGACGGUACCUACCCUGUGUAAAAACUUUUCCAACUAUAUGCAAGAAAAAAACUAUGUGAGUGUAAAUCUGUGAUGCAGAAAGUGCAAAACUGUUACACUUGUCAUGCUGGAUCUGCGUCAUACGCUACUUUCAUACGUGUUUCCACGUACUAGCUGCGCAUGACAGAUUUUCCCUGUAAUGCAAAGGUAAUUUGUGAUGCUGCUUUUCCUACACAGUUACACUUACACAGUUUUUUUCCUGGAUAAACUACCCAUAGUUCUUGCCAUGCAAAUCUGCAUUGGAGGUGAAAAUGUCUCUCACGCGGAGCCCCAUGACACGCAUUUUCUACUGCUGUUUGAAGUUUGUGAUUUACCUACAAUCAGCAUGAGAAACAAGAUUGGUGAUGCUGCUGCGCUAGCUCAAGAUCGCGAUUACAUUUUUGCGAACCCAGCAAAUUUGUCAUGCGCAACAGCCAAAGCUUGCUAAUUUGUCUUGCAGAUUUCCCAACUUGUUGACUCUGGGGUCGGGCCGACGUUUUUACAUAUGAUUACACGCCCUGUCUCAAGGACGGGGAGCGGUACUACAGAAGAAAGGUCCGCGACGUGGAUAUCCUGUGUAAAAACGUCCCCACCCCAGAGUUGUCAUGCAAAUGUGCAAUGACAGGAACAUUUGUAAUGCGCAUCUCCUUGAGAGGCAUUUCCAGUUGUGUUUUGGAAUUUGUAAUGCUGUAAUCAGGAUGAGCAAAUGGCUUUUUCAUGCGGCUUUCGUUGCGAACCAGCACUACACUGCAGAUGGAAACUUGUCAUGCAGAACUCCCAAAGCUUGGAGAUUUGUGUUGCAGAUUUCCCAUCUUGACUAUGGUGUGGGGACGUUUUUACAUAGGAUAGUGGAAACGCCAAUGCUUCAUGGUGGGAAGGAGUGCCCGAGUGGGUGGUGCAAGGCCGGGGAACUGGAG
Molecule: messenger RNA, 2413 nt
Organism: Amoebophrya sp. A120
Lineage: Eukaryota; Dinophyceae; Syndiniales; Amoebophryaceae
Source: the annotation of a GenBank genome assembly